Molecule: messenger RNA, 942 nt
Organism: Rhagoletis zephyria (snowberry fruit fly)
Lineage: Eukaryota; Metazoa; Arthropoda; Insecta; Diptera; Tephritidae
Product: CKLF-like MARVEL transmembrane domain-containing protein 4
Cellular component (GO): membrane
Source: RefSeq, a predicted model, not a curated record
UGUCUUUCUUUUUUUUUUACACAUUUUAUUCCGACUAUUGCUUAAUCAUUUAUGUUUACUUUCAUUUUUCAUUACAGGUGCUCGGCAUUAUUUGCAUGGCCUGUGGAUCACCCGCCUACAUCGCUGCCACGUCAUUCUUCCUAUUCGUGGUUGUAAUCUCGUUCAUUGCGACAAUUUUAUGGAUUUUCGCUUAUCUUUUGGGUAUACGUGAAGCUUUGAAUGUUGCCGUCAAUUGGAUAUUCACAGAAUUACUCAACACUGCGAUAUGCGCGCUCCUGUAUUUCAUUGCCUUCGUAGUGCAAUUGGCCAAAUGGUCUGGUUAUCCGAGUACAUGGGCUUAUGGUUCGAAUAUUGCGGCCGGAGUUUUUGGUUGUUUCAACUUUUUGGCCUACGCUGCUGGCGCAUAUUUUCUGUAUUUGACGCAUAAGAGCGGCGCAAAUUAUUAGACGAGUCAAAAGAGUGAAAUUAAAACAAAAAAACAAGAGCAACAUCAAAGAAAAAAAAAAAUAACUAUGCAUACAGAUAUUUUUUCAAAAAAAUGUGCAAAACAAAAGAAACUAGUAGCUCACCUCAUAAACUUAUGCCACCAUACCACCAAAAGCACUGAGCACAGUCCAUACAUAAAACAGCAACAACAAUUAGAGGCAUAUUUACAACAAUGCGACAACACUUACAAAUGCCGUUUUGUGUUUGUUUUUGUGUAAAUGAAACUCACUGUUGUAGUCAAAAUGUAAAAAAAAAAUGAAAACAAAAAAAAAUUAGCUUUUAACAUUUUUAUUGGUAGUGUACUUCAAUUCGAUGUUCAGUGAAAAUUUAAUAUUAGCAACGCAAAAUAAAAAAAAAAUACUUUACAAUUUGUAGUCUUAAAUGUAAAUUACAUAAAUUUUUUUUAAUAUUUAUUAACUACGCUGCCUUGUGUAAACUUACCGCAUUCUUUGUAUG